This is a messenger RNA of Sinocyclocheilus rhinocerous, 1503 nucleotides long. Its product is annotated as ankyrin repeat domain-containing protein 13C. Gene Ontology annotation, biological process: protein retention in ER lumen. Lineage: Eukaryota; Metazoa; Chordata; Actinopteri; Cypriniformes; Cyprinidae. Gene Ontology annotation, molecular function: signaling receptor binding. Gene Ontology annotation, cellular component: cytoplasm. The coding region runs from base 118 to 936 and encodes 272 amino acids. The record is from RefSeq and is a predicted model, not a curated record. The transcript has 8 exons.
UUGAUUUUCUUUUCCUCAGUGCCUUUACUCUCACGGAUUUUACCCUCCGACGCCUGCAAGAUCUACAAACAGGGCAUCAACAUCCGUUUGGACACUACACUGAUCGACUUCACCGAUAUGAAGUGUCAGCGAGGAGACCUGAGCUUCAUCUUCUGUGGAGACGCCGCUCCCUCCGAGUCCUUCGUGGUUCUGGACAACGAGCAGAAGGUUUAUCAGCGGAUUCAUCACGAGGAGUCAGAGAUGGAGACGGAGGAGGAGGUGGACAUCCUGAUGAGCAGCGACAUCUACUCCGCCACACUCUCCACCAAAUCCAUCACCUUCUCGCGCGCGCAGACCGGCUGGCUCUUCCGAGAGGACAAAACCGAGCGAGUGGGGAAUUUCUUGGCGGAUUUCUACAUGGUGAACGGCCUGGUUCUGGAGUCCAGGAAGAGACGCGAGCACCUGAGCGAGGAGGACAUCCUGAGGAACAAGGCCAUCAUGGAGAGCUUCAGCAAAGGAGGGAGUAUCAUCGAGCAGAGCUUUGAGCCGGUGAGGCGUCAGUCGCUGUCCGCUCCGUCUCCGAACACUAUCUCCUGGGAGGAGUACAUCACCGCCGAGACGGGAAAGGCUCCUCAUCUGGGCCGAGAGCUCGUGUGCAAAGAGAGCAAGAAGAACUUCAAAGCAACUGUAGCCAUGAGUCAGGACUUUCCUCUGAGCAUCGAGUCGCUGUUAAAUGUUUUGGAGGUCAUCGCACCCUUCAAGCACUUUAAUAAACUCAGAGAAUUUGUUCAGAUGAAACUUCCGCCUGGAUUUCCUGUCAAAUUAGACAUCCCUGUUUUCCCCACCAUCACUGCCACCGUGACCUUUCAGGAGUUCCGCUACGACGAGUUCGACGACUCCAUUUUUACGAUUCCCAACGACUACAAGGAGGAUCCCAGCCGCUUCCCAGACCUCUGAGCCCAUCUCCAUCUCCUCCCAUCCACAUCAGCAGACGGAGAGGUGUAGGAAACACUCGAUGUCAUGUGGACACAGAGGGAUCGUGCUGAAGUGAGUGAACCACUACAUGAUGAAGCUCUGGACUGAGCUCCUCACCAGAAACACGGAGCGCCGCUGCACAUCUCCUCUGUUACUGGCAGGAAUACGGCAUUAUAAAUUAUUACACAAGCCACGUUUUCAUAUAUAUCUUUGUUACAAACUUACAUACUUCACUUAAAGGAAACGUGCAUAUUUAGGAAAGAAGUGGAUGGCGAUUGUAUAUGAUUGGAAACCGGUCACAGAAAGCAAUGUAUAUGUCAUUUCUACAGACUUUCUUUGUGUAAAUACCACUUCCUUCUCCAGUUCUUUUGCUUGUUGCAUUAUGGGAAAUGGGCUUGUUCACUCUGUCCUUCACUGUGCUUUUGUUCGGAUCGUUUGCUUUCUAGCGUUUAUGGACCGGAUGUAAAUGUAGAAGAAAUGUUUCACUUUAUUUUCACCUUGAUAGAUGGAUGUAAAUACAUUCGGAUUUAAAGAUGUUUUCCAAUGUAG